AUGAAAGCCGCCGCCAAGAGACUCUCAUGCUUCCACAGCCUAGCUUGCCAUACAUCUCUCGUGCUUUCUUCUCUAGAGCGGCCCAUUAUUCCUACUCCCCGGUCCAACGCCAAACCUGGCGUCAGCAUCACCCCGUCCUUCACCUUUGGCUUGGGUCUACUGCCAUCUUUCCGUUUCGGCAGUCCUAGAAAUAUCAACCUCUUGAGCUCCUUGUCGCCACAGCGCUUUUUCAACAAGUUUGCUAAGGAGAAGAAGGAAAAUCCUUUUGAUCUGAACGAUGUUGCUGCCUCGCCAAAAGACGGCUUCGAGCACUCCGACACUAUGAACGAUCUGGCUGACAUCUGGUCCUUGACCAACGACUCACAGUACCAAUCACUUUCGCUAAAUCUCACCUCCGUCAACGAAAUCCCUUCGCCCAAGUCGUGUGAGCCAUUCUUGUCGCCUCAUGACAUCUUCCUCAAGAAGCCAGUCGAAAUGAAGGAGUCUAAGUCGUCUCCGGUCACAAAGGACGACACUCCUCAAUCCACAUCUUCCCUCAAGAGAAAGCGACUGCUCGAGGACUCUCCUUGCACGGCAGUUGUGGCAGAGAUCAGCAAGUCCGACUCCCCAGAGAACUCCUCCACCGCUUACGAUAAUCUCGACAAGGCCACUAAGGAGCUCUGGUUUGCAGAACUAGACGACGUGUUGGUGCGCUGCCAUAAAAAGUAUAAAACUUUCAAAGCAGGCCAAUCUCCCGGCUCCUCUUUGACUAAAUUGACAUCGCAGAACCAGGUGCUCUCAAAAAUGCUAUAUAAUAAAACGGGAGUCCGCCGGUCUUCCAAGCAAAUCGCAUCUCGUUUGUCUCGACUCAGGAAGGUGGAGACGACGAAGCAGGCCAGGUCCCUUCAAGACAGUAUCACAGCAUUGAGCCUGGAACCGCAAAGUCCGCAGGUGCCACCAUUGGAUUUCACCUUCAAGAAAAUGGAAUUGUCCUUCACUUACAAGCGUGCCGUUCAGGGCAUUCAUGAAUUUCUUCUUCUUAAGGAUACUCCUACUAAUUGCCCAACCAUCCUGGCUGAGGACCUUGAAAAAGAAAUGUCUUCAAAUAACCGGAGAUACAAGGAAGAUUUUGAUCGCAUCAUUCCACAGCUCGGGACAUUCCCGUCUAUUUCAUUUCGGGGCCAUGAACUUGAGGCCAGCAGUGAGUCUGACUUCGACACCACUCUGUUUUGCAUUGACAAUGGUGACUUCCUGUCCUUCCUCGAGUUUAAGGUCUCUGCUGGCCAGAGCGGUGCUCAGAUGCUCACCUGGAAAUCCUUGACCACCAUCUACAAAGACGAAGACAAGGUUUUGUUGAGCACAAGAGAACAAAUUAAUGGCUACAGAGCCCUGGACAACACUUUCGAUUUACAAGUGCCUUUCAUGAACCACUUUUGGUCUGGUUAUCUCACGUUCUUGUGCAAUGGUUCGAACAACUCAAAUGACGUGAAGAACAUUCUUAUUACUCAAGUCAUAUACGAGGGUGAGAAUGAGACGAGUGGAACAAUCCAUGGCGUCUUAACUUAUGAGUUUGACGUUACCUCAAACAGAUCAAGUUGCGGAAAUGUGCGUGUCAUGAAGGUGCAAAAGGUCGAUAAAGCCGCCGAUGACGACUCGGACGAGAAUGCCACAGUGCUUGCAUCACCAUUCAAGAUCUCUCCUCUGAAGAGUGAUCUCAGGGUAAACACUGAAUUGGCAAACCAAGGCAUCAAUGAUGCUCCCAAAUUCAACCCCAACUACGAUGCAAGAAUGUCUCAAGAGAUGCAAAGUAGACAAAUGAUGCAUAACGCUAUGCACGUACCUCCACAAGCCCAAUCGAGGACUCCACUCACUGCUGUCGAUCCACCCACGGCACCAGAAUUUCAUCAAGCAUCUGCUGGACAGAUGCCACAGAACUUCAAUGCCGGGUUCGUGCCAACAUGGAAUACGAAUACGCAGUAUAAUCAGCAUGUGCAUCCACAAAUGGUAGCACAAGCUGCUGCAAUGCAAGCAGCAGCUCAAUCCAUGCCACAAAAUAUGGUUAAUGGUAAUGCAUCCAUUCCCUCCGAACAGAUGAGUUCUGAGAAGUACGUUCCUGUUGGGCCACCCAAUCCUAAUAUUGCCAACAACAAUCAAGUUGUGAUGAUGCAGAGAAGGAAUGAUGUGACAGAGGAUGAUAUGAGAAAUGGUAACAUGAUGCAAGCGAGACCUAAUUGGCAGGCUCAGAUGCCUCAAAAUGUCGCAGGACAGUUCAUGAACCAACCUUGCAUCAACUCUGCCCCAGCAUCUCAAUUGCAUUUCUUCCCACGCAAUGAUUCCAGGCCCAAUGCAAUGUCAGGCGCCUCAAAAGCUUCUGAGAAUAGCAGCAAGUCAAACAAUAAUAACAUCACAUUUGGCCCCAUCAUGGGCUAUGAUCCUCUGAGGGAUAGCAAGCCGCAGCCCAAGAAACAGAAGGGCGGUAUGAACAUCCACAAGUUCUCAUUGAACCCACAGAUCAUCAUGGGAGUCACAGGGUUGCUACAGCAGCUCAAAGAGAUCCAACAAAAGACAACCUUGUCGGAGUAUAAAGGAAAAACUUUGGCAGUUGACACCUAUGGCUGGCUCCAUCGCGGUCUCAUCUCUUGUGCUCAAGAUCUAUGUACUGACACUCCCACCAGAAGCUAUAUAACGUCUGUGAUGAAGAAAGUUGAUAUGCUUCGUUACUUUGGUGUUGAGCCUUAUAUGGUUUUCGACGGCUCGCUGUUGCCCACGAAAGAAGCCACUAACGCUGAGAGAGCUGCCCGCAGGGAAAAGGCUAGAGAAUCUGCCAAUAUGUGUAUGAAGAAGGGUGACAGAAAACAAGCCUGGAAAGAAUUUAUGAAAGCGGCAGGAGUCACACCAGAGAUGGCGAAAUCCGUGAUGGUGGAGCUCGAUAGGAAGCAUGUUAAAUACGUUGUCGCUCCUUACGAGGCUGAUCCACAAAUGGUGUACCUUGAGAAGAUCGGCUUGGUGGACGGAAUUUUAUCCGAAGACUCUGAUUUGCUUAUCUUUGGCUGCCAGCGUCUCAUAACAAAGCUCAACGAUUACGGAGAGUGUGUCACCAUUGAACGUGCGGACUUUGACAAGAUAAAGCGCCCAAACUUGGGCCAAUUUACCCAGGAACAGUUAAGAUGGGUAGCCAUUCUUUCAGGCUGUGACUAUACAAAGGGAUUACCAGGCAUAGGUCUCAAGACAGCAUUCAACCUCAUUCAAAAGCUAGGCUCGAUCGAGAAUGUGGUUUUAUCAUUGCAGGCUGAAAAGAAAGACAUUCCAGAGACUUUUCUUGAUGAGGCAGUUAAAGCAACAUUGGCAUUUCAAUUCCAAAAGGUGUUCGACCCAAGCAAUCAGAUCCUAGCAACUUUAUACGACUAUCCAGAAAACCACGACUUGGAUAUGGAGGUUGUGGAGCUUUGUUGUGGAAGAACCCUCGACGCACAAAUCCAUCUUGGCAUUUGCAACGGAAAGUUGCAUCCUUCCACGUUCGAGGCUCUAUUAUCCAGGGAGCAGAAUUUGGCCACCAAGAGCUCUUCCAUGGUCUACUCGCUGACGAAACAAGUCACCGGCGUGAAGAAGGCGGAAUCUUUUGGUGGCACACUAACAAAGUCAAUUGAGAGCUUCUUCCAAGUUGACAAACAUGCUAAAAGUAUGACGCAAGAGAAGCGUCCUGAUCCCGGUAGAGCCGAUGAGAAGAAGCUUUCACCUACGAGCAAAAAGCUCAAGCGUAUAAGCCCGGACUCAAGCCUGAAGAUAGGCUCAACGAGCAACUUCUUUAAGUCAAAGCUUACAUCUAGCAUGAAUUUGAAACCCGAUAUAUUGCGUGCUACAGAGGACUCAAGCUUCUUGGCAGGCGACUCCGAUGUCCCAGAGAAUCUGUCGCCUUGCAAGCCUAUUCCUGAGGUAGUCCCCAUGAUCAAGGAGAGUGAAAAACUCGAGCAGUACCUCACCGAUGUGGAUGAUGAUUUUGAGGAUAGCCAGCAAGAUGAGCUUAGGGAGAACUCGCUUCUUCAAACCAGCAUGGCGAGGCCCCCGCUGGUAGCUUCAAACAAAUCUAUUGUUGAAGAUAAUGAUCAAGACGGUUUUUCGAAUGAUAUCGAGGAGUCGCCCGUUAAGAUGAAACAAAUCGGACUUUCUUGGAGAGCAAAAUUUCUGCUCGGCUCAGAAGGUGAAUUGCAAAAGAAUGCUGCCCAAAAGUUGAAGGUAUUCGAAAGCGAUCCCUCCCUGGGUCCUGCUACUCCUGACAACGAGGACCUCCUUUUGAGCGUCAGUCAGCCAAGAUCUCUGCAAAAGGAGGAGUACAACUUGAGUGAGAGUGAUAAGGAAAAUGAAGAAGUCUUACCUCCAAGAAGCACCGGGUUUAAAUUACUGAGAUUUGCAUUCACUGGAUAA
Molecule: messenger RNA, 4401 nt
Organism: Candidozyma duobushaemuli
Lineage: Eukaryota; Fungi; Ascomycota; Pichiomycetes; Serinales; Metschnikowiaceae
Gene: EXO1
Product: Rad2 family nuclease
Exons: 6
Coding region: 1-4401 (1466 amino acids)
Biological process (GO): regulation of DNA-templated transcription; DNA recombination; mismatch repair
Cellular component (GO): nucleus
Molecular function (GO): metal ion binding; 5'-3' DNA exonuclease activity; 5'-flap endonuclease activity
Source: RefSeq, a predicted model, not a curated record